GUUUAAGCGGCCCCACAACCCCUGUGACCCCACAAACCGAAAACAUGGCCUCCGUCAAGACAUGUGAAAACUCAAUUGCUUUUCUAAGCGGAAAACAAAUUAAGCUGUUUGAUAUUCGACAAGGAAAUAUCACAACUCUUUGUCUUCCUGAAGAACCGCCAAAAGAAGAGAAGUCACAAGAAGAAGAUAAGAAGGAACCAGAAUGUGGAGAGAAUCGUACCCUGGCUGCUGCUUUCUCAGCCUCCAGCUGCCAUUUAGCCGUAUUGGAUGACUUCAAGCAACUUCAUUUGUAUGUUUUGGAGGCCAACAAUACUGGAUGGACUUUGAAGACUUCAAGAUCAGUCAACCGCCGCAGUACAUCAGUGGUUUUCACUUCUGACGAUGAAAACGUUUUAGUUGCAGACAAGAGUGGUGAUGUCUUCAAGUACUCAGUGACUGAACCAAGCUCUGAGGGUCAACUAUUAAUGGGUCAUCUUUCAAUGUUACUCGAUAUGAAACUGACUGCUGAUGAUAGAUAUCUCGUAUCUUGUGACAGAGAUGAAAAGAUACGUGUCUCUCACUUCCCAAAUGCUUACAACAUUCAUUCCUAUUGUCUUGGCCAUACUGACUUCGUUACCCAUUUGGCCUAUGUUCCUGGUGCUGAAGCCAUCAUAUCUGCAAGUGGUGAUGGCACCAUAAGAUGUUGGAACCUAAAAGGAGAAGCAUUACAUUGUUUGUCUCAUGGUAUACAAGCCAAAACUGAGGCUGAAGAGCCGCCGCUGCAACAGACAAAACCAUCUGACUGCCUGGCCAUCAUUCGAUGCUUUGCAUUCAACCCUCAUUCUGGAGCACUUGCUGUCACAUUUGACAGUUCCUCAGUUCUUCAGGUGUACAAAGUCACCAGAGAGGAAAAGACACUUUGCAUUAGUCUUCAGGAUGACCAUAACUUACCCUGUGUGCCUUGGGACGUCCAGUUCGGACCAGAUUCUUCUCUCUGGGUUCUGCUUCCAUUGCAAGAGAAACCUGUAGCUAUCUUCAACUAUCUUCCUGAAGAUGGGGAUGCUGAUACAUUCAAGAUAAAAGAAUUGGAAGUCAGUUCUCUGUCAAAGGAAGUUCUUCAGAUUCAGAAAACUCUCUCUGAAGACUGGGAUUUCUUUAAAGAGUCGCUUGAUGUUCCGUGUUGGACUAAAGCCUUAGCAAAAAGCCGGGUUGAUAAUACGCUUGAUUACCUGAAGCGGAAAGAGCAGCAGAUGAAAAAGAAACAGAAGCCAAGCCAAUCAGAGGGGAAACUGUCUGAAGACUCUGCAAAGGAACCAUCAGCUAAAGUAGCCAAAAUGGAAUAAGCAGCAGAGUUCUCAGAUAUUACAAGUGUUUUUGGUACAGGUGAAAGAGCUUUUGGUCUCACACAAAACUUUCAUGUCUUAUCAUGCAUUUAUUUUCCACCUAUUUUGUACUUUUUCUAUCUUUAGUUUCAAUCCAAACAUUAUUAUGUUUGGCCCUUUGUCUUUUUUAUGUUCCAUUUAACUUUACUCUGGUUCCCAUUUCCUGUUCAACAUUUCGUUGUAUUUGACAAAUAAAAGUUUCGUUCUCGUUCUCGUUAUUAAUAAUCAUAACAAUGAGAAUAAUU
Messenger RNA from Octopus bimaculoides (California two-spot octopus), 1606 nucleotides. Its product is annotated as tRNA (guanine-N(7)-)-methyltransferase non-catalytic subunit wdr4. Gene Ontology annotation, molecular function: protein binding. Gene Ontology annotation, cellular component: cytosol; nucleus; tRNA methyltransferase complex. The record is from RefSeq and is a predicted model, not a curated record. Lineage: Eukaryota; Metazoa; Mollusca; Cephalopoda; Octopoda; Octopodidae. Gene Ontology annotation, biological process: RNA (guanine-N7)-methylation; tRNA modification.